This is a messenger RNA of Suillus subalutaceus, 1814 nucleotides long. RefSeq lists its product as uncharacterized. NCBI's taxonomy places the organism in Eukaryota, Fungi, Basidiomycota, Agaricomycetes, Boletales, Suillaceae. Gene Ontology annotation, molecular function: protein binding. The transcript is spliced from 4 exons. The record is from RefSeq and is a predicted model, not a curated record. Bases 211 to 1641 code for a protein of 476 amino acids.
AGCACUUGUUUGCACGUAUAUUGCUUUGAUUAUGGGUAUGUGUGCAUAAUUGCAUAUGUAUGUUUUGCCCCUUGAGAGCUUGAGAAAUGUCACAAUGAUCUCGCGAAGCCAAGUCAUAAGCUGAUGAUGGGACUCACAGGAAUCUGCAGGUGUACCACAAGGCAAUAGAAUCUCUCAAGUGUAUGUUCAAUCGCAAAGGCCACCACUAAUAUGUGCCUUUUCCUCGACUCUCUUGAUGAUGAUACCCUCCUUGGCGUCUUUUCUGCGCUGACUGUUCCAGAUGUGCUCAACCUGAGACAAACAUGUCGUAGACUGCUAGUCUUCUCAAGUCAGCGAAUUGUAUGGCAGAAUAUCGGUUCUUCUCAGAUAUUGCAGCAGGGCAUACCCUUCUCUAAGAAACCACUCUCGAGUUUCCCUGUCCGUGAUCUGGAGGACAGAGUACGCCGUGCCUACCAUCUUGGGAAGGCUUGGAAAGCUCCUUCAAUUACAUUUCGCGCGUCUGGCUUCGCAGCGAGCAAUGGGAGCCCUAUUCAAGACAUCUACUUCAUUCCAGGCCAUGAUCGGAGAUGGCUCAUCACAGUCUCUCAGGGUAUAUGGUCAAUGAUCAUACUCUGGGAUCGCCGUAACUUGAAGCGAGUCACUUCGUGGUCCCCCCAAAAGGCUGUCUUCUCUGCUCUAGCAGUGAACACGUCUGAAGAUUGUGAAGCUGCUCUCGCGGUGUCACUGCACAGAUACGAUUCCGUUGUGGUUGAGAUAUUAGCUAUCGCGUCUAUAACGCCGGACUCUCCGCCAGGGUUUGAAUGCAUUGCCCGACUGGACACGUUACGUCAACCAAUCGCUAUGUGCGGGUCCUUACUAGCCUUAGCCGACGACGAAUCCGAGACAAUAAUUUGGAACUGGAAAACACAGGAGUACGCGGUCUUACAAAGUCCCGUUGAUGCGGACCUUUGGCGGAACAAAUGCACUCAGGUCGUCUUUGCAUACAAGACCAUUCUUGUUGUUAGAGCUCGUUCAGUUCAUGCAUUUACGGAGCCAAAACUAGCACCACAUUCCAACACAUGCAUCCAUCAUCCCUAUGCCCAGAGCACAUUUGGUUGGGUGGACGGUAUCUUUAUCUCUGUUCCGCCAUCUUCGCCUGAGGAUCCCACAGGAAUGGAAGGACAGCCUCUGUCGAUUCUUGUGCGCACGAAGAAUGAUGACCCGUGGUCAUCCACGUUCAAGAUGCAACUCUGGACUUUGAGUCCAAUGACCUCGCCUUAUGAAGCUACUGUCGACGGGCCACAUUACAUUUUCCCCCCUUCUAUGACAUCAGAAAUCGUCACCCCGCGCCGGGGUGCCCUACGAUGCACCGACAUGGUGCUUGGUCCACAUGGGACUGCAGUCUGGGUGCAACCAGAAGACUAUUCAGUUGCAGGCUUAAUCUCUUCGAGCGUUCACCUGCAAAAUAUGCCUGUGCCACAGUCUCACGAAACACUUGUCGCCGCCGCCUUCCCUGGAUUGCUCAAUACUCAGGAUAAAUCGCAGGUCAAGUCAUCGUGGAAGAAUUACGGCAAGGAUUGGACAUGUCUUGACUAUGAUGAAGAAAGAGGCUGUGUUGCACUAGGCUCGGCUGCUGGUGCUGUCACUAUCCUAGAUAUUUAAAUUCUGGUCAAAAUCAGUAUCUGGCUCUAAGCAUGCAACCAGUAAUCUGUAUGCUCACAAGGGACACGCUAAAGUCCUCCCGUGCCAACUCGCCAGUGGCUUCUUUAAAUCCUUGAUAGUUGUCAAGUAGACAUGACGUUGGAUGCCGCAAUGGUAUAGACUGCAUAUCUUUC